AGGAGUCGCGAUCCCGCCCAGGUGCAGCCGAAAACAAACGGGGCGUGGAAAGCAAAAGCGGCUGAUGACAGCCGGCGGGAAGGAGGAGACGGCAGCCGCCGCGGACGCCUGGAAACUUCUGAGCCGGCUCCUGUGCAAAGAGAUGAAGGCGCAGCGAAGAGCACGCUAAGGAGCAGCCGUUCUCCACAACGGAUUGUUGGCUCCCUCCCGGCAAUCCUGGGCACGUCGCUCAAGUGCUUUGGAGUUUCCCCACCCACGAGCUGGCAGGCCCCCCGCUAGCGUACGGCUGAUUUUGAUUGGCAGGAGAGAGAAGCGAGGGAGUGCUUCUCCAAACAAAGCAACUUGUGGAAUUCGCUGCAACAAGAUGUAGUGAUGGUCUCUGGCUUGGAUGGCUGUGAAAGGGAAUUGGAGAGGGAAAUUCGUUGGUACUGGCUGACCGAGUGUUUUGUCCACCAGAGGCAGAGAGCACCAACUGGAGCCACGCACUGUAAGGGGUUUGACAUUCCACCUGCCCUUCCUCUAGCCCACGAGAGGGACCAUGGAGCAAAUCAGCUCCUUUUUCCACUCCAUCUGGACUUUCAUCCACAUCAAGCACCAGCAGGGCAUCUACAACACUGUCUGCCUGGCAGUGCUGAUGGGACUGCCUGCUCUCGUCCUCCUUGUUGGCGUCUUCAUCUGUUGCCACUGUUGCUUCUGCAGCCGGCGGCAAAAAGGCAGUGGUGGCCACAGCAGCAGUGACCCCUCCCAGGGGAAGAAAAGAAACAAGAUGAUGGUGAUGAAGAAGAAGAAAGAAGAGGACCUUUGGAUCUCGGCCCAACCCAAACUGCUGCUGCUCGAAAAGAGGCCGUCACUGCAGGUCUAAAGAGAGUGAGGCAGUCAGGAGCUUUCCACCCCUUCCAGGCUCUCCUCGCACUUUGGGGCUGUGCACACCGUGGGGUUCGUGCUGAUGUCAUGCUGCUGGCUCCCUCCCCUUUAAGGAUUCCUUGCUGCUUUGAAUGAAGAGACCCUGAGGACAUCACGGGCAUGUUCUGGAGGGUCCCUCGCUGGGCAAAUGAUUACAAGCACCUGCUAAUUGUGCCUGUGCACAGGAAGCCAUUCGUGUACAGAGCCACCAGCACACUUUGCCAUUAUGAACAGAUAUCUGCACCCUUGGGUGGAAAGACACGGGUGCAAACAAGACCAUUCACUGUGCCAAGCAAGUCGUGCACUAACACCUAACGUGUGCUAGCAAGUGAGCACUGCUAAACAAAUAUGUACCACAGCAUGCAUCGUCAUAUGCAUUCACGUGCCGAAUCAGUUCACACAGAGAUGAAAUGUGCUUGGCUUACAUGACUUUAGAAGGGGGUUAGAGAAGUCCACGGGGGGUGCCUCUGGCAACAGCUACAGUAUUAGCCUCGACAGAGCUUCCAAGAGGCAGCGUACCGCUGAAGUCACUUGUCAGGCAAUUGGGGGGGGGGGCUUAUUCUGUGACUAGGCCACAGGAUUGAGCACAGUAAGAAUCUCAGGUUUUCAUGUUUUUUUAAAAAAAUGCCAAGAUACCAGCCUCUAAGGCUGCAAAAACUGACUCGAGCGUUGGAGGCCAAUGCAUGUUGCAGUUUCAGUGGGGACAGGUUGGUAAGCAGUGGUUAGAGGGUGAGGUUUCAGUGUGCUUCCUUCUCUUUGCCCUUCCCCAAGAGUAGCAAAAGCAGAACUAUGCAAGCUGCAUAUAUAUGUAUAUUUGCAUAAUACAUGUCACAUGUCACAAUACAAUAUUUGCAUAAUAUAUGUCACAGAGUUGUUUCCUCUGGCACUCCACAAACCCUUCUAUACCAGCCAUUGCUUGGAAAGGCCUUUAAAAGGCCUGGGCUAUGACUCAGCCCAGAGACAGGCAAUCUUGGCUCUCUGGCUGUGGCUGAACUACAACUCCUAUCAUCCCCAGCUGCAUCUUAUUGUGGCUGGGGAAUAUGGGAAUUGUAGUUCAUCAACAGCUGGGGAACCAAGAUUGGCCGAAGUUAAAUAUUUUUCAGCUUCACAGAUUUUGAUGGGGAAAUUAUGUGGAAAAGCACAUAGCAAAAUCUUCUCCAUUGACAUUAAAGGGACUUUGGCUGUAUUGUGCCCAUAGUGGUGGUUGCAGGAGAAAUAUACUGUAGUUACCCAUCUGAAAUCCAGGUGAGUGUUGCCCAGCAUCUGUUUCUAGCAUACAUUCUUUGCAUUCAAAGGUUAAUAUUAAUAUUUAAUUGCCAGAAAAUCCCAGUUUCCCCCCCACUCUGUAACAAGCUGAUGAAAAAUACUGUCCAUGGUUGUGCAAGUCAGGGCUCCCUGUUAGUGCCUGUGAAGUCCCUGUGGGAAGUGUAAGAAAUUGUCCCUCUUGUUUUGCUUCUGAAAUGCCCUGCCACUUUGCUUACUGCUUUCACACUUAUUUUUCAUUACUCUCCCCCGCCCCGGCUCAUUUUUAGAGCCACCACUAUUUUUAGAAGCUGUGCAUUCUUGUCUCCAUUUCAGUCUGUAUCCCAAAAGUUUCCUUCCUUUUCUGCUCCUAGACCAGCUGUCUGCCCAGGCUCCGGCCUCCUCCAGCACAUCAAAGCCUGUCUCAGGCCUGUCUCCAAUUCCUAGCGGUUCUUGAAUCUAAAAAUGUAUGAGAUGGGCUCCUUGCCAGGGUUUAUGUCCAGCUGAUGGUGUGCUGUGAUUGGGUGCAGAGUUAGUGCAAAUCCUGUACCACAUUGUGCUGGAGUCGUGGUGAGGGAGUGUGUCAGGACUGUCCACUGAGUUCAGUGUAGUGCGAAUGUUCGAGGUAAACCACCUCUCGUCAGCCUAACUGAAUGCCAGCAUAAGGGCUAGCAGCAGGAGCUGAGGAUUCAAACGAGUCCCUGCCAGUGGUGUAGCUCCAGCAUACCCCAGGGCAAGGGGUUUGUUUGAUUACCAAAUCUAAGGUGAUCCACUUGGUAUAAUUUUAGCAUAGGACUGUGUCCUUGGCACAUUGAGCCUGGGACUCAUUGAAUAUAGUGGGACCUAUUCUGAGUAAACAUGCAUAGGAUUGAGUUAUGAAACUCAUGUCUUUUGAAGGGCUAGAUCAGUAUAAGAAGUCUCACAACUCAUACCCAUCAACAUAUUCCAAGUCUUGGGAAACAUUCCAACUUGGGCCAUUCCUGAUACUUGUAUGUUUUUAUAUACUCAAAAGAGGCCCCCUUGCUAGGCUGGUCUUCGGCACUGAGGUCACUAGCCUUUAUCAUUUCACCACUGUGUGUCUUGUACCUUGCUUUUAGGUUUGCAUUCCAGGAUUGCCCUUUUAUUGCAUGGUUUAUGUGCGAGAAUCCCCAUCCCCUUAUUUAAAAAUAAAUCUAUUUUAAUGAAACAAA
Molecule: messenger RNA, 3335 nt
Organism: Hemicordylus capensis (graceful crag lizard)
Lineage: Eukaryota; Metazoa; Chordata; Lepidosauria; Squamata; Cordylidae
Product: KIAA0040 ortholog
Exons: 3
Coding region: 539-862 (107 amino acids)
Source: RefSeq, a predicted model, not a curated record